This is a messenger RNA of Rasamsonia emersonii CBS 393.64, 978 nucleotides long. Its product is annotated as Ribosomal RNA processing protein. Bases 1 to 978 code for a protein of 325 amino acids. The transcript is spliced from 2 exons. Gene Ontology annotation, biological process: rRNA processing. NCBI's taxonomy places the organism in Eukaryota, Fungi, Ascomycota, Eurotiomycetes, Eurotiales, Trichocomaceae. The record is from RefSeq and is a predicted model, not a curated record. Gene Ontology annotation, cellular component: preribosome, small subunit precursor; nucleus; preribosome, large subunit precursor.
AUGGCGACCGCCGACGAGUCGUCGCAGAUCCAAAAGACGCCGUUUGUGAAGGAAUUGGCUUCGAGUGGCUUCUACCACUCCGACCGCCCUCUCACCCAACAAGCCCUGGCGCGCGCCCUGUCUUACUCCCUCGUCCCGAGCCUGCCGGAAGAAACCCGUCUGCGAUUUCUUCGCGCGUUCUGGAUCACCAUCGGUCGAGAGUUCCAUGCGAUAGACCGGCUGCGGCUGGAUAAGUACCUGUUUCUGAUACGGUGCUACGUGGGGGUUGCGUUUGAGAUUUUCCUCAAGAAUAAGAUCAAGAAUAAGAAGGUUACUUUUGCUGCUGCUGGAGAAAGAGAAGGAGAAGAAGGGACGAAAAAGAGGAAGCGAGGCGGGGCAGAAGAACGAAGUCCCGACUCGACGAAAAAGAGGAGGAAGGACAAGGAGGGACAGCAUGCAGAUACGAACGACCAUACGCAGGAACAAGAAGAGUCAGAGACACAGGAAUGGCCCGAACUCGAAGCCUACAUCUCCCUCCUGGAAGAAGGCCCUCUCUGCCCGAUCAACUUCGAUCCCACAGACAACAAAACGAAACCAAAGAAGAACACGACAUCUCCCGACGACGAGAUAGAAAUGCCCCAUGGCCCGGACGGUCUCCGCUAUCACCUCAUCGACAUCUGGAUCGACGAGCUGGCCAAGGUCAUCGAUACUGAUGAUGACAAGGAGGAAAAGAAUGACCAAGAAACAGGCGAUGAAGAGACGAAUAACGGCCCCUCAAAACCUCUACUGAAAGACCGAUGCAACGUCCCCAUCGACCUCCUCCUUCGCCCAUUCGAGAAACUCAAGGCCGAAAGUCCGACCAAGACCGUCCGACGCAGGGCCUGCGAGGUCCUCGACGACGAGCGAUUGGUGGAAUGGGGGUUCAGGACGAAGCCGGCUGACGAGGAGGACGAAGAUGAUGACGAGGAGGAAGAAGAAUGGGGCGGGUUUGGCGACUAA